UAAAACAUUCAAAAGUCUGUGUUUGUAUUCCCGAUUGUUUCUUUAAGUUUCAUUUAAUCAAAAUUAAAUAACAAAUGUAUAUCCAUGGCAUAAAAUCUAAAUUAAUUUAGAAACAAAUCUUCUGUGUGACAUUUACGCGUCAUUCGUUCGUCGACUCUUAUCAAAUCAUUAAAUAAAUGCAAGAACAAGCAUUAUUUGUAUCAGAAUGAGCAUAAAUACCGAAAGUAGUUCGAAAGUCGCAUGUCAACGACGAUCAUUUAACUUGGCACCUGCAAAUUCAGAUGGAAUAGUUUUGUCUGUGCACCAUACCUUAAUUGUGGGUCAAGGUACCAGCCAACGUGUUCGAUAUUUACACGCAUCAUUCAACUGCACAGGAUCAGCACUAGCGGCGUCAAACCACUUGGGAAACGUAUACGUUUUUGAUUUAACUGUGAAGAAAUAUUGGUUCUUGGUGCAUGUUAAUUGUUCCAUUAUAAAGUUUAUGAGAAAAAUUAAUACCGUUCCAAGAGAUGCACUUUUUGUGGGCGCAACUACUGGUGAUAUUCAGAUUUAUAAUUCGUACACCUGUGAAAAUAUAGCAAAUUUAUUGGGCCACAAAAAUCCGGUAAACGAUAUUUCAUUUUCUGAAACUGACGAUUGCGUUACACUUGCGACCAAUGAAGCAAUACUGUGGAAUAUGAAAACAUUCACAAAAUUACACGUGUUACAUUUGGAAGAAGGAACUAUUUUAAAAUUUGUCAUGUUUGUACCAGUUAGUAAUGAUGUUCUUGCUUGUUUCAAUGAUGAAACUGUUCAAAUAUGGAAAGCAAAAACAUAUGAUCCAAUAAAGCAAAUCGGAACAAAUACAGGAGGAUCAUUCAAUAAGUUAACAAUACGAUCAAUUGCUUUUACCAGUAAUGGAAAACUAAUGGUGGUAGUUGGUCAUGCUCCAUCAAUUUACGUCUUCAGUAUCGAGACUUUGCAGCUGAUAAAGGAGGUCAGCUUUAUACAUUUACACCUUUCUGUAAAAAAGGCUCAGUUUCUUCCAAAUCCAUUUGAUGACGGCGUGAACAAAAUCCUAUCGUUUCUAACCAGCAGUGGCGUGUUAUAUUUCUACGACAUGCAAUCGGAGGAGUUUAUCAGUAAAAUAAACAUGGACGAAGAAGUUUGGAAGUAUGCCGUGGAUCCAUCAUCAAAUCAUAUUGCUACUAUCAGUCGGUGUGGACUCAUUCAAAUUCACUCAAUGGCACACGUGUUACCAAGGAUUAAUCGAGAAAGAAACUUGAAAAUUAUUUCAAGAAGAAACAACUAUAAAACCAAACAGAAAACCAACAAGAAACUAUUAAAUGAUGUUUUAAAGAAACAAUUGUCUGAUGUACUUGAUACCGAAAAACUGAGGGCAAUAUUGAAAGAAUUUGGAGAGUAUCCGAGUUUAUACAGAAAAGUAAUUUGGAGAAAUCUUUUACAGCUUCCAAACGAUGAAGAGCAAUACGCGGCCAUUUUAAGUAAUAACUAUGAAAAUGCAUUCAACGAGUUUGAGAAGCAUUAUCCAUUGGUGGUUAAACAGGAUAUGAAAAGUUUGAAGCAAUUUUACGAAAAUUUAAUUUCAUGGUGUCCAUUUCUUUCCGUAGUAAGCUAUUUACCCGUGUUGAUAUUUCCUUUUGUUAAAUUCUUACAAACUGAGCCAGUAUUAUGUUUUGAAACAUUGAUGACAAUAAUUGUUAAUUACUGUCAGUAUUGGUUUGAAUAUCAUCCAGUACCACCGUUAAAUAUACUGGGAUUAGUCGAAUCUAUUAUUAUGCAAGAAGAUCCUGCAUUAAUGGAACACUUCUAUAAAAAUGAAGUCACAUCAAAGACGUACGCUUGGUUCAUUUUGCAAUCAAUGUUUUCGGAGGUUUUAUCAUCAUCACAAUGGUUAGUGUUUUGUGAUCAUUUGAUUGCAAACGAUGCUGUGUUCCUGACGGUAGCAGUUGCUGCCUAUUCCCUUGCCAACAAAUCUUCGCUAAUGGCAUUAGAAAACAUUGACGACUUUGAAUGUUUCUUCCGGACUAACAGCACCUUUAAUUUCAAACGAUUUAUAGCGCGUUGUUAUAAGUUACUUAACAACAAAACAAUUGAAAAUCACCCACGUUUGUUUUUGAAACCCUUGAUUCCAUUCCACAAUGGCGAAUAUCCUGUAUUUGAUCAGUUUCCAAAAAAUUGUUUGGAAGUUUGCCAAAGUAUUAAUAACUUACGGACAGAAGUAAAUAGUUUAAAACAAGAGGAACAGUGUAUGAACACUAAAGUACAAGAGCUACAACACUUGAAGGAAUUAGAACGGUCCAGUGAAGAGUUCUUCAGACAUGCACAAUUAAAUAAACUUUACAGUGAUAAAUUAGAAGAAGAACAGAAUAAUGUUAGAGUGGAACGCAAACGUUUGAAAGCUUUAAUAUCCCAAGCAGUGAAAAAUGAAGAAGAACUCAAGAAAAGUACGCCGCAAGUGUUUCAAAAUAUAGUGAGCAAUAAAAAACAAACCAAGAAUGAUAAGUAUGAUAGCAAACGGGAGUUUAGUCGAAUCGAAGAAGAUCUUUUGGAACACUACACAAAUUUAUUAAAGUAUAAGAUACAAAUUGAAGGACUUAUUGAUGAAGAUGUAUCAUUAGAUUCUGUGCAAUUAAAGAAAAGUUAUAAGGAAAUAUCGGAUGAAAUAAAUAAGGUUAAUUUGUCUUUGUGGCUCAAGCAAGAAUGGAAAUUCCAAGUAAAGAAUAUUUAAAGCAAUUGAAUGUAGUGACGGGUCUGGCGGCAGUUAACAGUUUAAUACGAAAAGUGGAAACAAGAAUUUCUGAAAAGGGCAAAUCACAGGAUAUGUCCAAGACUAAGUAUGUAGUAUCUAAAUUAGCAUCGGAGAGUGAAGGAUUAUCUCAAGAAAUUAACAAAUUAAUGGGAUUGCUAGCACAUUCAUAAUUAUUAUAAAGAAUAUAACUUAUAAAAAAUAUAUAACUAUUUAUUCUAA
Messenger RNA from Dalotia coriaria, 2971 nucleotides. Its product is annotated as TBC1 domain family member 31. Gene Ontology annotation, molecular function: protein binding. The record is from RefSeq and is a predicted model, not a curated record. Lineage: Eukaryota; Metazoa; Arthropoda; Insecta; Coleoptera; Staphylinidae. The coding region runs from base 206 to 2731 and encodes 841 amino acids. The transcript is spliced from 6 exons. Gene Ontology annotation, cellular component: centrosome.